This is a messenger RNA of Striga hermonthica, 1314 nucleotides long. NCBI's taxonomy places the organism in Eukaryota, Viridiplantae, Streptophyta, Magnoliopsida, Lamiales, Orobanchaceae. The record is from the annotation of a GenBank genome assembly.
AUGGCUUCUUCCUUCUCACUUUGCCGAUCGAUUUGUCGGAAAUGGUUUGCCGGAAUUGCUAAUUGUCCGAUUGGCGGAAAAUUGGUGUCUAGAUCUUGUUUUUCCGCCGAAUGUUGUAGGUAUAGGUUGAACUCGUCGUUGGCCAAGCCGAACCCAUCACCGCCCUCGUCAUCUCCUUGGCUUAUGCUGCAGCCUGCCUUUGACGUCGACGUUAGCGGUAGCGCAAGCAGGAGCUACAAGUUCUACAGCCUCGCCGACAACAAAAUCGUAACCCGAAGUACCGGAAAGAGCAGCAAAGAAAGAGAAUUAAGGAACCCUCUCAUGUGCUUUAGGGGAUCUUCACAUGGCUGGCUAGCUUUGUACGACAAAAGUAGCCUGGACGUGUUUCUUUAUAACCCAAUAACCGGUGGUCAUAUAAGCCUCCCUCCCUUUGGCCACUUUCCUGAUUACCCUCCCGCCUCAAAAAUACUACAAAAGGUCAUCCUCUCGUGCUCCCCAGACGAGGGAUCAAAUUGUCGGGCUAUCAUGAUCUACAACAAUGUAGCUGCGCUGGCUUUCUGCUGCCCUGGCUUCAGCAAGGAGUGGACCCGAAUCGGAGAUCACCACUGGUUUGAUCAAGAUUCGGGCCGGGCUUUUUUUGGGGGCUACGCAGAUUGUGUCUACUCGACAAGACACGAAGCAUUGUUUUGCCUCACAAGACGGGGGGGCGUGUUGGAGUCUUGGGAUAUUCGGGACCCUCAGUCGCCGAGUGCUGUGAAGCUAGCCGAGGUUAGUAAGGGUGGACGGUUCGGCUACCCGAGGACAGGUAAGAAGAAGUUGACGUUGACAGCAACGCAUGCAAAGAAUCUGGUAGUGGCCGGAGAGGAUCUCCUCGUAGUGACUCAGUACGUGGUUAGUUCGUUUGACUUUGAUGGUUUGUAUGUUGAUGGUAAUAAGCUGUUUAACUACAUCGAGGAACACGGCUUUCCAGUUGUGACUGUUGAUUUUGAUGUUCAUAAAUAUGACCCUGAGGAUGGGAAACUUAAGUAUGUGAAAAGGUCUUUGGGUGGUUGGGCUCUUUUUGUCGGCCUCCACAGCGAUGCAGUUGCGUUGCCCGCGGCUGACUUUCCGGAGCUCAAACCCAAUUCCAUUUACUUCACGGAUGCAUCACUUGGCGCGUCGAUCGACUGUAUGGGUUACCUAACUGGUGGCCAUGACAUUGGCAUCUUCAAUUAUGAGAACAAGACUGUGUCGCCAUGCUAUUUUCCAUGUGAUGUUCAGAACAUGAGGAAGACUUACCCAGGGCCUAUGUGGUUCUUCCCAAGUCGUGAAUGA